Molecule: messenger RNA, 1765 nt
Organism: Planococcus citri (citrus mealybug)
Lineage: Eukaryota; Metazoa; Arthropoda; Insecta; Hemiptera; Pseudococcidae
Exons: 3
Coding region: 175-1476 (433 amino acids)
Cellular component (GO): membrane
Source: RefSeq, a predicted model, not a curated record
AGAGCAAGAUCACGGUUGUUUAUUUGGAUUCUUGUUACGGCAUUCUUAAUUAGGGCAUUGUUACCUACAGAAGGUGCGUGUGCAUCUUCAUUAGCAUACUGCAGACUGUGCGAUGUGUUCGUGAUCGUGAAUUGUAUUUACACAGCAGUUUCGCGCCUCGAUUAUGAUUAAAUUAUGUUUCGGAAAUUUUCGCCCUCGCGUUCAACCAAGACUACUAUUUUUAUCCAAUUUUUUUAUCUAUUGUAUAAUCUAAAGUUCACCGGUGGUAUACAGUUGCAAGGUGUUUCUGAUCUCAUACAUAAUUUCGAGGCCAUGGAUCCCGAAGUACUGAAUUUGCUCACUUUUAGUAACAAACCCGCGUACAGGAAUAAAGAAGAUGCGUCCGAGAUCGACAUCAUGGAUAUAGACACGAGUGAUAUUUUGAACUGUUUCAGUACCUAUUCGUAUGCCUGUUUUCAGAAAAAAAUAUUAAUUUAUUUGGAUUCGUUGAAUAGAGUAGAAAGGAUUAAUUUAUUCGGCGGGUAUUUAUCAUUUGUGAGGGUAUCGCAAGGACUUACGCCGCCUAUUACGGAACAACUGUUGGCGUCCAGGCAUAUAGCCGAUGAAAAUACACUCAGUACUUUGUUGAAAGAGGUUUUCGAAGAUUUCGUCGAUACUCACGUGCUUAGGAUAACGGUUCCGGUGAUAAAUACUAGACUGGAUGCCAGAGGUGCCAGAGGACAUUGUUACGAUUUUAAUUUGGCUGAGGCGAAGGAUGAAAAUGGUACAGCAGGAACACAAAAAGCAGCCAAAGAUCCAACAUGUUACAGAGGAGACCAUGGUAUGAUGGCCUUGAGUUCAGCGAUGGUAAUGAAGAUGCUCAUGCUACUUCCAACCGUACUAAAAAUAAUAGCAGCUAAGGCUAUUUUUGGUUUAGUGAUGGGUAUGGUAUCGGUGAUCCUUUCGAAAAUGGCCCUAUUACCUUUACUUUUAUCAUACGCGAACAAGCCUCCAGUCCACGUCAACGCCAACAUUGCACCUACGACAGGAUCUUACAGACAAGGAGUCAACCCAACUACGUUCUCGCUGACCACAGACAGCUACAACACAUACUAUCAACAAGAAGAACAACCAGGACGACUAACCACAGCUAUAGGAUCCAUAGACAACGACAUUGGUCCACUCGACUACGGUCCAACAGCCAUAAGCAGCGACAAUACUUGGUCUGAGAGUAAAUUUAUCAAUAAGAAUUACAACGUUGGGAACAAAGAUGUCAACUAUGUGCCCAGAAAAGAAGGGUAUAGGUCGUUGGGUCGUCGCCAUAUCAGUGAACUUCAACGUACUCCUUAUUCUGAAGUUGUAUCCAAUAACGAUAAGUACCUAUUGACUACAGGAGCUCCGCGAACUGAACGAAUGGAAAAAGAACUCCAAUUUCCUGUACGUAUGAAACGAUGGUUAAAUCCAAAAUUUAAACAAGAAAAUCAACUAUCAGUUUGAAGAGGAGGUAGAGGAUGGAUGACUAAUGAUGCUUUAUUUUACUCUUCUCCGCGAAUUAUUACUUCGGGUUCUUUGUUUUUUAUUCCAUAAUAAUAAUUCCUCGUGUAAUGGUCUGAUUACGAUACUCUUGUAUAUAUUUUUGCAAUAUUUAUUCCCCCUUCUUCCCUUUCAUUUCCUUCCUGUUCAGUUUUUUAACGAGUCAGAGUCAAUUUAACACCGAAACUAACCAAUCGCGAGGAAGAAUGUACAAAAUUAAAUUAAUUAUUGGAAAUAUAGAUAUUUAAUGUUA